This is a messenger RNA of Mycena indigotica, 699 nucleotides long. RefSeq lists its product as uncharacterized. The record is from RefSeq and is a predicted model, not a curated record. NCBI's taxonomy places the organism in Eukaryota, Fungi, Basidiomycota, Agaricomycetes, Agaricales, Mycenaceae. The transcript has 4 exons. Bases 103 to 699 code for a protein of 198 amino acids.
CAAUUCACCCGCCUUGCCGCCACUCGUAUCCAUGCUCGCGCAGACUUGCUGUUGGACCACUCGACGGAGAGCCACGUUGUGUCUUUGAAGCCGCAGAGCCGCAUGACAGACUCUUUUCGUGGAGGUGGGCUGGUUAUGGGGCGAUCUGCAGGCGGACUUCGUGCAGGCGCCGGUGUGGGACGAAUGCUUAGAAUGGGCAGAACCAAGACCGGCUUGGUAAAGCCAGCUGUUGGGCUCAGUUCCACCAGCUACCCGGUCAAAUACAGCCAGCGUGUCGACGAAGAUGUAGGAGGGGUGCUAGACCGCCUGCCAUGCUUGACUCCAGUCGACGCGAACGAAGGAAAUACGGUCAAGGUACCGGGUCUUCGUCUAUCGCGAAGAAAAGAUGAUGAUGGAGACGGGACUAGAUGCGGGGCUUGCUCGAGUGUUUGGAGCUUCCGCCAAUGCGCCAGGCCAACACGCAAGAUGACCCGCGUAAUUAUCUUCAGGCUUCAUCUCCUUCGUGGACUUCGCUAUCUCCACACCAGCCUGAGGGCUUUUCGGCGACAAUCUUUCCCCAUGUCAGUCAGCGGCAACAUGAACUGGACGCUCCCUUCCAGUUUCGCUGCAUCUGCACAGUCGCAUCAAAAGGACCACCACACUGCCUCUCGCGCUGCCCUUUGGACUCCACAUAGCCUUCGUCAACGCCACUUGCACUAG